CGAAAUAAUCAUAAAUGCCUUGCAGGAAAGGAAAACGUAGUGACAGAGGAGAAUUGUCAUAACAGUAGGAGAAAGCUUUGGGAGAAUUGUUGAUAGUCGGAAAUUAGAAAGAAGAGUUGAAAGGAAAUUAGCAAGAGAAUAGUUGGAUUGAAUCGCCAUUUUAGAGGAAAAGACCUCAGGAACAACGAUAGAAGAUAGGAUCGAAAGUAAUUGCUACAGGAAGAGAAUCCUAGCAUAAAUAAGCGACACCACUAGUGUAAGUUGAAUUUGUUUGAAAUAAUUAUUGUUGAUGUUGAAUAUGAAUUAAAUUUCAGUUUAAAGCUACACAAAAAUAGACAGAGUGUUGCUAAAAACUCGGUGUCCGAAAUCUGAAAUUUCUACGCCAACAAACUUUAAAACUAGUGUCGCGAUGGAUACGCGUGCUGAUACCGAUCCGACGACGCCGAUAACAGGAAGGUCGGGAAGCUGCGUUAAUUGUUCGCGCCCCGACGAGUACGACAAUUUCGUACAAUGCGAUAAAUGCGAUGCUUGGUGGCAUAUGAGUUGUGCAGAGGUCACACCGACGAUUGCGGAACGGCCUUGGACGUGCCGCAAAUGCCUGCCUGUUCAGGUUACAUCUCAUGCUGGCUCAUCGACAGGAGCAAUGUCCAAUGCUUCGGCUCGAGCAACAUUGAAGUUAAAGCUGAUGGAGGAAGAACGUGAAAUACAGAGGCGUGAGUUCGAGUAUGAAAAAGAGAUGCUACGGAAAAAGUACGAGAUUCUGGAACAGCAGCUAGAAGAAACCGAAAGAAAAAGCGGUCGAAGUCGGAUAAGCAGGAAGACCAGUAUGGAACAGGUACAACAGUGGGUAGCGAAACACGGAGUUGGUGUCGAUGCUGCGGGAGAUCAACAGAAAGGUCCGGGCGUGAUCAGAAAGCCAGCUGGGACUGAAAAGGAGAAACAUCAUGAGGACGUUCAGCCAGCAGUAAAACCACUGGAGAAGGGACAGCUGUGUGAGCCACAACGGAAGCUUCAGCAAUUCGAAAUUCAUCGGGUAGAUCUCCCCAUGGCCAGUGGAGUUAUUUCUGGAGCAGUUCCGAAAACAUAUGCGAAGGAAACAGGUAGCAUAAAACCACCCAUCCCCCCACCGGUAAGCAAGCGUAACUAUCCAGCCCUCGUGCCCCCCGAAAUACCACAAGGUAAGCCACAUGUAAAUCCACAUUUUGAUGCAAUAAAAGCACGCACUACACCACUGAUAGGUGAGAAUUAUUAUGAGAAAAUGAUUUCCAAAUUUGGGACAACUGACCUCGUACAAGAUCCUUUAUGCUCAAGGUCAUUCCGCGAUGAAAUUUCACACGUUCACGAUACAACAGCAUGCUUGGACCCAGGUUUAUCACACCCUAGGAACAACCAUGAAAAUUUUGUCCCUUUACAAAAUAUUGGAGGAGUCUCACAGAACAAUAUGAACUCCCACUGUCAAUUGAACGCGUUUGCACCGCGCGAUAUUCAGCUACCCCCUCAUCUAGUACCCACCCCCUCGCAGCUGGCAGCUCGUCAAGUACUUCCUCGCGAUUUGCCUUUCUUCGGCGGAGAUCCGGAAGAUUGGCCGAUCUUUAUCAGCAGUUUCUUGAAUUCAACUGUCGCGUGCGGAUUUAAUAGCGCAGAAAAUCUCGCGCGACUCCAAAGGUGUUUGAAAAGUGUUGCUUACGAGUCCGUGAAAAGUCGCCUUCUCCUUCCUGAAUCAGUGCCGCAUGUGAUCAACACACUAUACCUCCUUUAUGGACGUCCGGAACUACUAGUCAAUACCCUACUGGAAAAGGUUCGUGCAGUGCAACCACCGAAGGCGGAGAAACUCGAAACAUUAAUCGAAUUCGGGAUGGUGGUUCAAAGUCUUUGUGACCACCUGGAAGCAGCCGGUCAACAGGCGCAUCUGUCAAAUCCUUCCCUACUAAUGGAAUUGGUGGGAAAACUACCAGCACACACAAAAUUGGAGUGGGCCACCUUCAUGCAACAAUUUCCUGAGGUAAAUCUGAAAACGUUCGGGAUGUUCAUGAGUGGAAUAGUGGUUUCAGCAAGUAAGGUUACGUUAUAUUCAGGAGCGAAGGUCCAGAAGAAGAGUGAUACAGCAGAUCGUCCGAAACAUAGAUUGGGGGCCUCCAUAAACGCGCACGCGCUUGAACCAGAACCUGAAUCGGGAACAGAACGUUCUUGCUACGUAUGCAGAAGGCAAGAUCAUCGAGUUCGUGAUUGCAGCACCUUUCGAACAUUGUCAAUAGACGAUCGGUGGAAAGCGAUACAAGAGCAUGCAUUGUGUCGCAGUUGCCUUAAUUCGCAUGGCAGAAGAGCCUGCCGGAAUACAAACCCAUGCGGAGUAGCUGGUUGCCGUUUUCGCCAUCAUCCUCUACUGCACUCAAGUCGUUACGAUCGAGCUAUGGAGAGCGCUGAGAUAGCGGGUAAUCACACACACAGUCUGUCCGAACAACAACUGCUGUUUCGCAUUCUACCAGUGACAAUUCAUGGUCCUCGAAAGGCAGUCACUGUAUACGCGUUCCUGGAUGACGGUUCGUCAAUUACACUAGUGGAGGAGUCAUUGAUGAAGGAUCUCGAAUUGACGGGGGAAAGAGUACCCUUAUGUCUUACGUGGACAGGUAAUGUGACACGUAUGGAAGCGGACUCCCGGAAAUUACAACUAGAAGUGUCACGAUUAAAUAAUUCGAAGAGAUUAUCUCUGCGCGACGUUCGUACUGUGAAAAAGUUGGCAUUACCGGGGCAGUCGUUGUGUCCCGAGGAGUAUUCGGCAAGAUAUCGGCAUCUGAGAGGAUUGCCAUUAGUGGGUUACGACAAAGCAGUCCCCCAACUACUAAUUGGUCUCAACAAUCUUAAGCUGACCGUGCCGUUGAAGGUCAGGGAAGGAGACAGUAAUGAUCCAAUCGCUGUGCAAACACGUCUAGGAUGGUGUAUCUAUGGAGGCGGUGAGAUCUCAUCGAAACAUUUUGUACAAUAUCAUGCCUGUAGCCGCGAUAAUGAUGAUGAAUUGCAUAAUAUGGUGAAGGAAUAUUUUACUUUGGAAGAUGUGGGUGCUAAAAUUGUGGACAACUUGGAGUCACCAGAGGACAAAAGAGCUAAAUGGAUGUUAGAACAGACGACGAAGCGGGUCGGAAAUAGAUACGAGACAGGCCUCCUGUGGAAGCGUGAUGAUGUGAAACUUCCGGAUAAUUACGACAUGGCGCUAAGGCGGCUUGAAUGUUUGGAACGACGAAUGCAGAAGGACUUGCUGUUGAAGAAAAGUCUACAUGAACAAUUGGCCGAAUAUCAGGCCAAGGGCUACGCGCAUCGGGCUACUCAGAAAGAGUUGAGUUGCGCUGAUCCAGAUCGGAUUUGGUACCUCCCCUUGGGAGCGGUAACAAACCCGAAGAAACCGGGAAAGGUGCGGCUAAUCUGGGAUGCGGCGGCGAUGAAGAAUGGAAUGUCGCUUAAUACGCUUCUACUCAAAGGACCCGACCAACUCACAUUGUUACCGUCAGUACUGAUGCGGUUUAGACAAUACCCGGUGGGUGUCUCGGCCGAUAUUAAGGAGAUGUUUCACCAGAUCUUGAUUUGCCCUCGUGAUCGACACUCGCAGCGGUUUUUAUGGCGUAGCAAGCCAAGUGAGGCACCUUCAGUUUUCCUCAUGGAUGUAGCUACAUUCGGGUCUUCAAGUUCACCUUCAUCUGCUCAGUUUAUUAAAAACAAGAACGCACGCGAAUUCAUUGAUUUAUACCCUCGUGCAGUGCAUGCUAUACUGACUAACCAUUAUGUGGACGACUAUUUGGAUAGUUUCCAAUCCGCGGAAGAAGCCAUUGAAGUUUCUAACCAAGUGAAGAUGAUCCACUUAAAGGCUGGAUUCGACCUGAGAGGUUGGCAGUCCAAUGUGGUAACGGUGCUUAAAAGCUUGGGCGAAAAUGAAGUGGAGGAGAAGGAACACCGCUUCCUGGAUAAAACCCAACAAUAUGAACGUGUACUCGGAAUGCUAUGGCGAACUGAAUGUGACAUGCUUUGUUUUUCGACUCCGAUUAAUGCAGAAAUUCAACAACUUAUAAACAACGACAAUCGACCAACUAAAAGACAGGUCUUGAAAUGCUUGAUGAGUUUCUUCGAUCCCCUUGGAUUGCUGAGCUGUCUUUUGGUUCAUGGCAAAAUCCUUCUGCAGGAGAUAUGGCGCACCGGAAUACAGUGGGACCAAGAAAUCACGACGGAGGCCUGGCAACGAUGGCGAAAGUGGUCUGAAGCUCUUAGGGAGGUUGAUAAAAUCCACAUACCUAGAUGCUAUUUCGACGGGGCAAACAGCCAAUUGUAUGAUUACCUGCAGCUACACAUAUUCGUCGACGCAAGUGAAUCAGCGUAUGCUGCCGUAGCAUAUUUUCGUGUUAUUAAUACAGAUGGGAAAACAGAAUGCUCCCUCGUCGCUGCCAAAACCAGAGUAGCUCCACUGAAACCCUUGUCAAUACCCCGCAUGGAGCUGCAAGCUGCGGUAUUGGGAGUAAGGCUUAUGCAGUUCGUCUUGGAAAGCCAUACAGUGACUGUAUCUAAACGCUAUUUUUGGAGUGAUUCGGCUACGGUCCUAGCCUGGAUCCGAUCCGACCCACGCAAGUAUAAGCAAUAUGUGGCAUGUAGAAUCGGAGAAAUGUUGUCUGUAACAGACGUCAAUGAGUGGAGAUGGGUCCCAUCAAAACUGAACCCGGCCGAUCUCGCUACUAAAUGGGGCAAGACCCACCUUCUAAGUGGAGAUAACACAUGGUUUAAAGGACCUCGUUUUCUAUAUCUUGAGGUUCAAGACUGGCCCAAACAAAAUGUACAACAUCAAACUGAAGAAGAAUUACGUGUGAGUCUGAUGCACAGUGAAGUUCACAUAACUAUUCCUAUAGUCGACUUCGGGCGUUUUUCACGAUGGACCCGCUUACUAAGAUCGAUCGGAUUCGUACUACGCUUCAUCUUAAAAUUACGCAAAGAGAAUACGAUGACUUGCUACAAUCACCUAAGUCAAGAAGAACUGAAUCGAGCUCAAAAUUGUUUAUUUAAAAUGGUGCAAUGGCAAGCAUAUCCAACGGAAAUGGCAAAAUUAUCCAGCCAUAUAAGAGAUACGUCCAAUAGCCAGCAGGUGGAUCGGCAAAGCAUAAUAUACCAAUUGUGUCCCUUCCUGGAUGAAAACGGAGUUCUGCGGGCCGACAGUCGCAUAGGCGCUGCACCGCAUAUGGAUGCCGAGGCAAAGUUCCCGAUCAUACUGCCGAAGAAACAUCGAGUAACGUUUUUAAUAAUAGACGAAUAUCAUCGAUCCUUGAGACACGGUAACACGGAGACAGUUGUAAACGAAGUUCGCCAGCGGUUCCACGUUCAGCAGCUGCGGUCAUUUGUUAGACAAGUUGCACAGGCAUGCCAGUGGUGCAAGAUUAGAAAGGCCAAACCAAAUGUUCCUAGAAUGGCGCCCCUUCCGUUAGCCCGAUUAGCAUCAUUCACUAGACCGUUCACUUACGUCGGACUAGACUUCUUCGGUCCGCUGCAAGUAAAAAUCGGCAGAAGUAGUGUAAAAAGAUGGAUUGCUCUCUUCACCUGUCUCACCAUAAGGGCCGUGCAUUUAGAAGUAGCCUUCAGCAUGUCAACAGAAUCAUGUAUCCAUUGCGUUCGACGGUUCGUGUGCCGUCGAGGCUCGCCGAUUGAAAUUUACUCGGACAACGGUACAAACUUUGUAGGAGCAGAGAGACUACUGGCUGAGCAAAUAGCAGAGGGAUUGGCAGUCACGUUCACUGGAACCAAUACCAAGUGGAUGUUCAUUCCCCCUGCCACGCCACACAUGGGAGGCGCGUGGGAGCGAAUGGUGCGUUCAGUGAAGACGGCAAUGGAGACAGCAUACAACAACGAUCGUAAGUUGAAUGACGAAGCAUUGCAAACACUGAUUAUCGAAGCAGAAGCGAUUGUAAAUAGUAGACCGCUCACAUAUCUACCAUUGGAUUCAGAGGAAUCUGAAGCGUUAACGCCAAACCACUUUCUUCAAGGAAGCUCGAGCGGAAUUCGUCAACCUGCAAUGUCAGCGAUAAAUAAUACGCGUGCACUUUCGAACUCUUUGUGCAUGGUACAACAGCAGUUGGAUAAGUUCUGGAGGCGAUGGACUAGAGAGUACUUACCGACAUUGACUAAACGGCCAAAGUGGUUUGGGGAAGUGCGACCAUUAGCAGUUGGUGACGUGGUGUUGGUAGUAGAAGGAAGUAGCAGAAACAGCUGGACGCGUGGACGUGUUAAGGAAAUUGUGAGAGGAGAAGAUGGAAGAGUUCGACAAGCUUUCGUGGAUACUGCGAGGGGAGUGUUGAGAAGGGCUGCGUCGAAGUUAGCAUUGCUGGAAAUCAAUGACGAAUGUGGUAACCCUGAUACCUGUGGCCAGAGUUACGGGGGGGAGGGUGUUGCUACUGGGCGCACUGCCUCAGAUUCAUUAUCAGCGAAAUAAUCAUAAAUGCCUUGCAGGAAAGGAAAACGUAGUGACAGAGGAGAAUUGUCAUAACAGUAGGAGAAAGCUUUGGGAGAAUUGUUGAUAGUCGGAAAUUAGAAAGAAGAGUUGAAAGGAAAUUAGCAAGAGAAUAGUUGGAUUGAAUCGCCAUUUUAGAGGAAAAGACCUCAGGAACAACGAUAGAAGAUAGGAUCGAAAGUAAUUGCUACAGGAAGAGAAUCCUAGCAUAAAUAAGCGACACCACUAGUUUUAAAGCUACACAAAAAUAGACAGAGUGUUGCUAAAAACUCGGUGUCCGAAAUCUGAAAUUUCUACGCCA
This is a messenger RNA of Toxorhynchites rutilus septentrionalis, 6773 nucleotides long. RefSeq lists its product as uncharacterized. The transcript has 2 exons. Gene Ontology annotation, biological process: DNA integration. Bases 410 to 6454 code for a protein of 2014 amino acids. Gene Ontology annotation, molecular function: nucleic acid binding. NCBI's taxonomy places the organism in Eukaryota, Metazoa, Arthropoda, Insecta, Diptera, Culicidae. The record is from RefSeq and is a predicted model, not a curated record.